Nicotiana tabacum (common tobacco) is the source of this 2579-nucleotide messenger RNA. The record is from RefSeq and is a predicted model, not a curated record. NCBI's taxonomy places the organism in Eukaryota, Viridiplantae, Streptophyta, Magnoliopsida, Solanales, Solanaceae.
ACAGAGCAUUUUGCUUGAGUUCUCGCUACAAUGAAUAAACUUGGCAUUCUGCCCCUCCAUUACAGUAGCUUCCAAGAGAAUUCAAAGCCAUUUAAGGUGAAUUUCCAUCAACUUUUAUGAGUUGAAUUUAGUCUUUAAUUCUGUAUUUAACACCCAAACACCGUUAGAAUUUAUAUUUGUCAAGAAAUUCUUCAAGAACUCAGAAAGGGGAAAAAGCUAAAGUUUUUCAAAUAAGGUAACACCACUACCCUAAACUUAUGAUUUGUGUAUAAAUAAACUUGUGGAUGAUGGGGUUGAGUAGGAAAUGAGAUUUAAUUAUGUUAUUGAGCAAACCUUAGAAUGGGUGUUCUUGAAUUGAUAGAACUUGGGGAAGAAGACGAUGAAUAGUACCUAUUGUGCUGAAUACUAUUCUUAAUAGUCUUGUUAGCUUAUGAAUCAUCGAGUAUUGAAUUAUCAAGCAUGAGUUAUGAAAGAGUUGAUGUUUCAGAUGGAAGGGAGGCCUAUAGUCAUUUUAUGAAUUCUAAUCUAGUUGAGAUGGAUUUCGUUGAGCUCAAAUUCAUAGCAAUUGAUUAUAAUUGAAUAGAUUGAGUUGACUCGGACAAAGCAAGGUAAGUUAAGAUGUACCUUCCUCUAAGGAGUUUUUGCUAAAUUGCUACAUCUUAUCAAAGUGGGCAUUAUCUUAGUCUCAGAUAUGCUUACUAUGUUUAAUGCUUCACAACUUAGUUUUCAGAUGUUUUGCAUUUAAAUACUAAUUGUUUCUUUUAGAUGCACUUACAAAUAUUGAUGUUAUUUUGCUAAACUACAAGUAUCCCAGAGUUUUAAAGACAUCGCUCAAAAACCUUUUUGGGAGGAGUCAAUGAUACUUACGGGAUAUGUAUUCUAUGAAAUUGUGCUCAGUUUCCUACAUGGGGCGACUUACUUGAUGUUUCAGAUAUUGUGUUGACAGCACGAGCUAGGCGUCUCCUCCAAUAUGUGCUUAUACUUUGGUGAGCCCCACUUCUUUUAUCGGUAUCAUGGAUGGAGAAACCAAGAAUCAGAAGUGUCAAUCUGAUCAAGCUUCCCCCAGAUAUGGAUUUAAUUGCUUACCUCAAGAAAUUGUUAUUGACAUAGCUUCCCGACUUCCCAUAACAUCUUUAGUCCCAUUCAAGUUUGCUUGCAAGUCAUUUCACAACUUGUUACAUGAUAAAAAGCUUGUGAAUUUGCACCUGUCUCGUGUGGCAAAGAACGAUCCUUGCAUUAUUUUUCACACAGAUAAUCCUUUAAGGAAACGACUCUACUUUCUUGAAUUUUCAGAUCAUGGUCGGGAAGAGGUUGUGAGGAAAAUCAGCACCCCUUUUGCAAACUCUGUGCCUGAAUUUAAGGUGGUCGACUCAUGUAACGGACUAUUGUGCAUAUGUACUUCUGCGUAUAGUGAUUCACUUUAUGUGUACAAUCCUUUUACAAGAGACUACAAAGAGCUACCUGAGACGGUAGAAUUUGGUGUGCAGAAAAUGAUUUUUGGAUUUGGUUUUCAUCCUGUUACCAAAGAGUACAAGGUGAUCAAGAUCAUAAAUUGUGCCAAUAUGUAUUUUAAUGACCACUGGCGCUAUCGUAGAUUCAGGGUUCCCUACACUGGUAAAUCAGAUAUUCAAGUACUUAGUCUUGGUAGCAACAGAUGGAGAAGUAUAGGGGAAGUUGAUUACCGUAUUGAUCCAAGUUCUCAAGGAAUUAUGUUAAAUGGCAAGAUGCAUUGGUUUACUCGAUUUGGGAUGUAUUAUGGACAUCGUGACAGGAUCAUCGUUUCCUUUGAUUUAGCUGAUGAAGUAUUUGGAGAGGUGCCAAAAAAUGAUUUUGAUGUAAAGCCAAGAAUUGGCAACUUUCAUCUAGCAGUUCUUGGAGAUUGUCUUGCUGUUGCUCUAACUUUGCCUCGCCAAAAUGGUGGAGGAAUAGAAAUUUGGGUAAUGAAAGAAUACAAUGUGAAAGAGUCUUGGGUGAAGGAGUUCAUAUUUGGAGCUUAUACACCAACUCCAAAUUUCGUCACUCAAUAUUUGCAACCAUUGGUGAAAGUUCUAUGCAUGUUAAAGAAUGGACAACUAUUGCUCGAGUACAAAGGCGGCAAUUUGGUUUUAUAUGAUCCUCAAAAUGGUGUCUUUAGGACACUAAAGUUUCAGGGGAUGCCUAAUUUGUUUCAGACAUAUGUUCAUGUGGGUUGCCUUAAUUGGAUUGAUAUCUCACCUGCAGAUCUUUUACAAAAUUAGUUCAUCAAACUUAUUUAUACCUUCUUAUUGAAAAACUGUCACAUAUGCUUAAACAUAUUUAGCAUGUCCGGCUCUCUCCUGACUAUGAUUUGGACCUUUCGCCUGCUUAGAAGUGGAUUCAAAACACUGACACAUGGAUUUUCAGUCCUUUGCUGUUCUCUAAAUGCUAUUUUCCUAAGUUCUUCUUGGAUACAAGCCAUGUGCCAUAGAAUCGUCUCAGUUUCCUACAUUGUGAUUUAUAACAUAGCGCUGCAGAGUGCCGGUCAAUUAUGUUGAAUAGAGGUACAGAUAAAUGGAAAGAUGUGAACUAUCACCAUUUGUAUGAUAACGUUUAGUUUUGUA